Molecule: messenger RNA, 2078 nt
Organism: Triticum aestivum (bread wheat)
Lineage: Eukaryota; Viridiplantae; Streptophyta; Magnoliopsida; Poales; Poaceae
Product: vegetative cell wall protein gp1
Exons: 6
Coding region: 93-1082 (329 amino acids)
Cellular component (GO): transcription repressor complex
Source: RefSeq, a predicted model, not a curated record
CCAGCCGAGAGGCGCGUGUCAGUUUUCAAAGCCAUUUUUCAAAGCGGAGACCCCACCAAACCCCUGUCUCUCGAUCCUCGCGAGUCAGCGCCAUGUCGUCCCCACCACCACAGCGGCCACCAACCACCACCACUGCGCUCCCGCCUACCGCCACGCCCCCUCCUCCGGCCACCGCCUCGCAGCCCCUGCCGCGCGCCUUCCUCGCCACCUACACCGCGCCGCAGCGCGCCGCCAACUCGACCCCCACGCCGCCGCUGCUCUUCACCGGCCGCCCGCUCAACCCUAACCCUAGCCACACCUCCCCCGCGCACGGCAUCCUCUACCCCGUCGCCGCAUCAUCCUCCACCCCCGCCGCCGCCGCGGCGGCGGCGGCGAACCAUCGCCGCGCUCCCCCCACCGGCGUCGCGUACCCGCGCGCCCACGCCGUCGCUGUCCCCGUCACAGCGCCGUCUCAGCAGCCCCAGGUGCCAACGCAGCAGCGGUCCUACGCUGCGGUGCCGCGGGCGGUGGUGGCGGGCGUGACGCCGCGUCCAGAGCACCCUCCCCGAGGGGUUCCAAUAGCCCCGCAUCCUCAGCUCAAGGUUAAUGCUGUUCCAGCUGUUACUCCAUCUCUGGCUGUUACUCCAUCUCUGGCUGUUACUCCAUCUCCAGCUGUUACUCCAUCUCUAGUUGUUACUCCAUCUCCAGCUGUUACCCCGUCUCCAGCUUUUACUCCAUUUCCUCGGGAGCAUGUCACCACAAAGGAGAGAGAAAGUACCAAAGAAAACGCUUCAACUGUGGUGAUCAAUGACCGCAAAGUUAACGUGUUAGACAGUGAGUCAGGAUCCUUGUAUGCUCUUUGUCGAUCUUGGCUACGCAAUGGUGUUCCACAUGAAAUUCAGCCAAGCUUUGCUGGAAACGUUGCACCACUUCUUCCAAGACCUUUGCCUGCUUCAGUUGUAGAUUCUAGGAUGUCAGAAAAGGACAAUGAUGUUGAAGAUCAAGUUUCAGAAGAAGAGCAGUGGAGGAGGAAGAAGUCUCUUCCUGCGGCUCAGCUGUCAACCUGGAAAUGGAGAGCUCUUCGGCCGGAAUCCCACAUCUAACAGUCCCAAUGUACUGGAAGCGGGGCAGGAUCAGCCGCCGUCUUGGCGAUGGGAGCAGCAGCAGAGGUGGUGUUGGCCUGGUUGGGAUCAUCCUAGGCUUGACUUUGCUUUUGGUGGUGUGAGUCUUUGCCAGGGAGGGGGCCUUGAAUCCGUUGUACUUGUUCGCCCGGUCACUACGACGAAGCUGGAUAGUAACAAUUUCAGCAACUAUCUUAGUCUUGCGUCCCCUUGCGUGCAGUGGGUCUGUCAGAGAUCAUUGCAGUGGUGUCACUCAUUACAAUCCCCAGGCUAUCAGACUGUAUCUGUAGCAACAGGUUCGGUAUCUAAUCCAUGACAAGCUUCAUCAGAGUAUGAUAGAGUAGCAAAGGCAGUGUUCCAAUUCGUUUUGUCAACUCUAACCACUUCCAUGAUGUUCAGAGGGACCAGUAUCGGCCAGGUGGUCUUCAGAGCAUGAGCUACAAACGAGAACUGCAGUUUCUUGCAGAAAAGAGUAGCAUUCUGAUCCAUACCUGGUUUAUAAGUGAUCAUCAAAGGCAUAGCUAUAGAUGUAAGACCUGAAGAAAUCAAUGAGCUGGUUGAAGGGCAGUACCUGAAGUUCCUGUGUUCGAUGACCUGGUUGAAAGGCCCAGGGAAGAAUUGGUAGGGUGUCACAGGAAAGAUGGCCAUGGCUUGCAAGCUUUGUGGUGGUGGUGGUGUGCUGGAGGAGCUCAUUUCUCUGCCUCCGAUACUAUCAUUUCUUUCCUGAACCCCACGAUUUGGUUCUCUGUAGGAGUCUGUUGCCUAUUCAUUUUGCGUUGCCAAAUCAAAUGCUGACGAUCCGCCCUGAAAUUACAUUGAGAUGUAUAAAUCUGUUUUUUCUUCCAUAUCAAAGAUCCUUGAACAUUUCCUUGCUUGUUGUGCUCAUAUAUCCUUCCUUUCAUGGACUGAUUGGCAUUCACUUUAGAAAUCUGUAUCUUAGGCUUCCAGAAAUAUUUGGCAGUAUUAAUCCCCUCACAA